CCAAAAUAAUCAUAAUCAUAAUAAUAAUAAUCCAUAGUCUUUGCAUUGUGUUUUCUUUGCUCCUGAGAGCUGGUUGCGUGCUGCGAAGUCCUCCAUGGAAGCGCCUUGGGUGGAAGAGGUGGCGGCGUCUUUAGUGCGAGAGUUCCUGAGCAGAAAGGGCUUAAAGAAGACAAGCACCAUGAUGGACGAAGAAUUUCCCCGCACCGCCCUCAGCAUCAACAACAGGAACGAGCUCCGAAAUGUUUUGCACCUCCAGUCUUUGUACAAACAAAACAAGGCCAAAGAGGCUCCUUUAAAAACCAUUCUGGAAAUCAUGGCAAAUUAUUUUCUGGAGCUUCAGAGUAACCAAACCUGCUUGGGAAAUUCCUCGUUUCUGGAAAACAAAGCCUGUCACACAAGAAGUACGGAGAGUUUUCCACCUAAGAAUUUCCUCUCUGGAGAAGCUACUCGAGGGCAGACAGCAGCUGAAAAAACUAAAAAAGGCACUCCCAGCUAUGAGCUCAGUGAGCGAAUAAUCUGCCUAUCCAGAAGGCAUGGUCACAAGCCAGGUGAGAAGGGCAAGACCAGGACCAUGUUGGAUGCUCAGGCCGAAGGAGAGAAGGAACUCUGCGACCUUCUGGAUGUGAUACAGAUUCCGGGAGAAUUGUCUUCGGAGACCAGAAUGACUUCGAGGGAGAAACCGCAAGGCCAGCCUAAUCUUCUUCCAUCUCAAGGAAAGAUGGCUGCUUCCACGGACACAUCUCAAGAGAAUUCCUUAAAAAGAAGGCACCUGAAUUUGAAAUUCUCCGGAAUUUGCAGCCCGGCCGAAUUCGGACAGGAAAGCACUUUUAAGAGUGCUACAGUCCUUCCAGGUCACUCCUUCGAGAAAACCACCAUUUCCAGACCGUUGGACGAAUUCCUGCCCUCCCGCUCGGCGGACCGUCCGCUCGACCUCCGUCAGAACAGUUCUCCCAGCUCUCCCUCGAGUCGGUGCGCAAAGAAGGAUGAUCCAACGGUCCGAAACAGUGCGGUCAGUCCUGGAGAUGACCCCUUGACCAAGACGGCCCUGGAAAGGCCAGCUGAGGAAAAGAAAAUUGCGUCCGGCUAUGAGAAAAAGCGCCCUUCGGACCUUUUCCAGAAGGAAGCGCCGACGGGAAACCGGAGCGAUUUGCAGUCUUCGCGGAAAAACGAGGCCUCAUUCACAGACAUCAGAAGAUCUCCAACUGCUGCAUCCAGGAAAGAUCCUUUGCCCAGAGACAUUUUGGAACUAGUUGAUGUCGAGGAUGAAGAAAGCUGGGAGGAUGUCGGGGACGGCCCUGAACCACUGACUCUAUAUACGUAUCAAGUCACAACCAAGCCCAUUGAUUUCAAUCUUGCAAAGGACCUCAAAACUCUGCUUUUCGGCUCUAGUCUUGGAUGCUUCAACGAAGAAUGGAAAAUGCAAAGUUUUACGUUCAACGAAAACCCGGAGCUAAAGUACGGCAUCGUGCAGAAUAAGGGUGGGCCGUGCGGGGUCCUGGCAGCCGUUCAAGCCCACGUCCUUCAACAUCUUAUCUUCGGUGACAGUAGCCGGAACAGCACGGUUGGGUGCCUUCGGCCAUCUGACCCCGAAAGGAUCCAGUGCCUCAUUCUGGCUCUUGCUGGUGUUUUAUGGCGUGCAGGUGGCAAUGAGAGAGUGGUGUUGACUUUGACUACAGGAACACAGCAGUUCACGCCUGCAGGAAAAUAUAAGCCAGAUGGGAUCUUAGAAAUGCUUCUGUUGCACUUUAUCACAACCUAUGAAGAUCUGCUGAUGUUCCUACAACAGAAUAUCCAUCAGUUUGAGUCUGGUCCUCACGGCUGCAUUCUCCUGACUUUGUCUGUGAUAUUGUCAAGAUCCAUUGACGGAGUCCGUGGAGAUGUGGAUGUCACCGCAAGCACACUGAUUGGUGCACACGGAUAUUGCACGCAGGAACUGGUCAACUUGCUACUGACCGGCAAGGCCGUAUCCAACGUCUUCAACGAUGUGAUGGAGCUGGACUCAGGAAACGGCAACAUCACUGUCCUGAAAGGCAUCGAUGGCCGUAGCGACCUGGGCUUGCUGUCACUCUUUGAGCAUUAUGACGUCUGCCAGGUGGGCUGUUAUCUCAAGACCCCCAGGUUUCCAAUUUGGGUGGUAUGCAGUGAGAGCCACUUCAGCGUCCUCUUCUGCUUGCGAAAGGAUUUGCUGGGAGACUGGAGGACAGAACGCCGGUUUGACCUGUAUUACUACGACGGUUUAGCCAAUCAGCAAGAAGAGAUCCGUCUAACCAUCGACACCUCUCAGCUUUAUGUGGAAAACCCAGAGAAUGACCUCGUGUCCCCUUUGGAGCAUUGCAUUCGGACGAAGUGGAAGGGAGCCAGGGUCAUCUGGAAUGGCACUGACCCCAUCUUGUGACCGACUUCUUCCAGGCUUCGCUCCUAGAGGGAACCCGGGCGUAUCUUGUCCCCGGUCCAAUCAGAUGCAAACCCACCGAAGGAUCUUCAUUGUGGACUCCUCGCACCCCUCCUUGCGGCUUCUAAGAAAAUGGCUUGACUUCUCCUACGAGCCCUCCAGCGUUUAGAAAUGAGGAGGUCAACCCCCAACCAAGAAAAAGAAAGAGUCGUAAAUCUGUCAACAUCCCAUCAAAUUCCGUUGCUGAAUCCCUGCCACAUCCUGUGAUUAUAUUGGUUGAACAAUACCGAUGGCAGCCCCCUUUCUUGUUUUUUUUAAAAAAAACGAGCGAUGACAACAAUCCCUGGAUCCAUUUUAAAGCUAGGAAGCCGAAAUUAAACAAAACAACAACAACAAAAAAGAGCAAUUAAGCUCUGUUUCCCAAGGACAUUUCUUUUGGGUAGUCCAAAGUAGUUUGGAACCAAAUGUAUCACUGCCGAUUCUUUUCUUUUUUUAAUUUUUUUAAAAAAAAUAAUUGAGUUGUCAUCUAUUUUUAAUUCAGUCCUUGGAACUCUUGGCUACUAGAGAACUGAACCGGUAGGGCCAUCUCUUCUUUUAAUGUCUGUAACCGAAGCUUGCCUUUUGUAGUUUGCCAAGACAGCUCUGGACCUAUAGUUCUAGAAAUAAAAGGUCUGCAAUCUAUUUAUUAUUUUAUCUCUGUGGAGAAACCGUGGUUUCUAUUGGAACAGAUCAAACCGGAGUUGCUCUCCGUAUAUGAGUUUAGGCAGUGUUUCUCCAACCUUGGCAACUUUAAGCCUGGCGGACUUCAACUCCCAGAACCCCCCAGCCAGCAAAGCUGGCUGGGGAAUUCUGGGAUUUGAAAUCCGCCAGACUUAAAGUUGCCAAGGUUGGAGACCUCUGCUUUAAGAUGUGUGGACUUCAACUCCCAGAAUUCACCAGUUCAAAUACUGAAGUCAGCUCAUGCUGGCUGGGGAAUUCUGGGAGCUGAAGUCCGCCCAUCUUAAAAAGUCGCCAUGCAAACGUUGACAUAUUCCACAGAUAAAACCAACUGAUAGUCCGAAUAAACGCUGGGGAUUUUGGGGCGCGCGAUUGGAGGCCUAACUUGGCAUAAAAGCAAUUCCACUUUUAUUACUGAAGCAAAGUUAUAAUCCUCUCGCUGGCGGUCUGUAGGGAUAAAAUGUUCAAAGAGGAAAAACUGGUAGCUGGGAAGUUCAUCCCGCGUCAGCGAUGGGUUUCCAAUAGUCUUUAACCGCUGGUUCGCCGUGCACAUGCGCCCGGCCUUCCGCGCAUGUGCUAUGCUUGCUCACGCACCUUUUGCACAUGCGCCCUGACUUGAAAAUGUGGAUAGAGCCAUGGCUGGUCGGCAGGCCCGCCUAACGGACACCCGAUCUCCGCUACCGGUUCGCUCAUACUGGUAGGAACCAGCUGAACUUUUUCCUAGUUCACUUCCUGGGUUCAGGAGAGGCGAGGGGCACUAUUCAAGGAAAGGAAAGUAAUUUGGUGGAGCCCCCCCCCUUGAUUUUGAGAAGGGACAAGAUAGGAAAAAACUAAAUUAGAUGCCCCUUUCCGUGCCUUAAAAGUUUCAGAACCGCAAUAGGGCUGCCUCUGCGUUUUUUUUUCUUUCCAGCUGCCAUGAGUGCGUUAAAAAAGAUUGCAAGAUUGUUGUGUAUAAUGUAAGCGGUGCUUCCUGGAUCUUCCAUUCCCUUGCCCCCCCCCCCAUUAUUAUAGUCUUAAAACGAAUGUAGGGAAUAUUAUGUGUCACGGUGUA
This is a messenger RNA of Ahaetulla prasina, 4160 nucleotides long. It is a transcript of the gene MINDY4, whose product is annotated as MINDY lysine 48 deubiquitinase 4. Gene Ontology annotation, biological process: protein K48-linked deubiquitination. NCBI's taxonomy places the organism in Eukaryota, Metazoa, Chordata, Lepidosauria, Squamata, Colubridae. The record is from RefSeq and is a predicted model, not a curated record. Gene Ontology annotation, molecular function: cysteine-type deubiquitinase activity; K48-linked deubiquitinase activity. The transcript has 18 exons. The coding region runs from base 95 to 2395 and encodes 766 amino acids.